CUUUGCCUUGUCUUCCCUCAAAAACUUUCUCUUUCAUCUUCCAUCCUCCAUCCACCACACAUCUUCAUUCUCACCAUCACCACACCGACUUAUCCAGACAGUUUGAUCUCUAAACUGGGCCUUCUGAUACUGCUUCGAAACCCAUAUAAUCGGCGUUGAUCUCAACGUUCCACCAUUCCGUACUCACCGGGAUAUCUCGUUGUCUCAGCCCAACCCACGUUCCUCAUCAGGUCCCUCCUAAGCCUUCUGCUACCAAGAAAGAUAGAGCGCCUGUCUAUGUAUUCGCCCUACGUCAACGCUUUCGAACACCACCUGCCGCUCAAGCUGCAAUCUUUUCGCCCUGUGCGAAAACCUUGUAGUUACCAUUCUAGAUCUUGUGGCUGAGAUUCACUUCGCCUGACAUACCCAGUCAACCCCCCCCUCUCGCAGCUGAGCAGUAGAAAUUUCUUGCUCUCAUUAUACUACUCAAGAUAUCACGGGAAAAUUCGUGAUACGCAUGUCUUGUAGCAAUCGUACCUCCAUUUCCCAGGCCCUCUCCGCGUUUCGUCCUAUAUUGCCCGCAUCUAUAGCCUUUUAAGGGUUUUUAAGGAUUUCGUCUCUCUUCUUAUCGUCACCAUGGCUACCAUCAAUAUCCGUCGGGACAACCCCGACCCUUUUUACCGUUACAAAAUGGAGCGCCUCCAGGCCAAGAUCGAAGGCAAAGGCAAUGGCAUCAAGACCGUUGUUGUUAAUCUCAACAACGUCGCCCAGUCCUUGGGUCGCCCCCCUGCCUACCUAAUCAAGUACUUCGGCUUUGAACUUGGAGCUCAGGCCAACGCUAAGCCAACGGAUGAUCGCUGGAUUAUCAACGGCGCUCAUGAUGCUGCCAAACUUCAGGACUACCUUGACGGGUUCAUCGUGAAAUUCGUUUUGUGCAAGAAGUGCAAGAACCCAGAAACUGAAGUUGUAGUCAAAGAACCUCGUAUUAUCCUGGACUGCAAAGCCUGUGGUGAGCGAUCUGAUGUUGACCUUCGUCACAAGCUUAGCAGCUUCAUUCUGAAGAACCAGCCCAAGAAGGGUAAAAAGGACAAGUCCACCAAAAAGUCUCGACGCGAGAGAAAUAAGGCCAAAGGUGAGGGAGAGACGAACGGAGAGGCAAACGGAUCGUCAAAUGGUAGCCCGGUAGAUAGCAACUCCGAUGGAGGGGAGGAAAACGGCGAUGGUGCUCUCGAGGCCCAUAGUGAUGAUGAGCUCACUCGCCGCAUUAAAGCUGAGGCUGAUGGAAUCGAGCAGACGGCUGAAAUUGACGAUGACGACUGGGCAGUUGAUGUUUCUGAGGAAGCUGUUAAAGCUCGCGCCCAGGAACUCCCCGACGAUGUCAAGCGUUCUCUCGUCAUCGAUGAUGGUGAUGAAGACGGGGAAGGGGAAAAUGGGUCGGCUUCCGCGUACGAUCUUCUCGGGAGCUGGAUCAUAAGCUCCGCCAAUGGUUCUGAGGAUGGUGUCUCAGAUGUUAGUGACAUCGACAUUUAUAUGAAAGCCAAGGAGCUUGGCAUUGAGUCGAAGCACAAGACCCUCGCCGUCUUGGCUCAAACCAUGUUCGACGACAAAAUCGUUAAGCAAAUUCCGUCCAGGGCUGGCAUGCUCAAGAAGAUGAUCACUUCUGAGCGCCACGAGAAGGCAUUCCUUGGAGGAACUGAGCGUUUAGUUGGAAUUGAACGCCCAAAUCUCUGCCAAAGUGUCCCCGCCAUCCUACUCGCCUAUUACCAGGAGGAUCUCGUUUCCGAAGAAGUCCUCAAGGCCUGGGGCUCGAAGGCUAGCAAGAAGUACGUCGACAUCGCCACCAGCAGGAAAGUCCGUAAAGCCGCUGAGAAGUUUAUCGAAUGGCUUGAGACCGCGGAAAGCGACGAGGAUGACGAUGAGGAGUAAAUUCCUGUUGAAGCAUCCCAGAAACCAACUUCCAGCCGUGACAUUCUCUUCUUGAGGGAUUUUAUCCAUUAGUUCAUUCAUUUUUCCCCCGUCCCCUUGCUGUCAGUUUUGCUAUAUGUGAUCAAUUGUAUCAAUUAAUGGUUGACCCGCCAAUUCCACUCUGCGUCAGAAUUAAGAAUAAAUCUCAAUUAAUCCCUUUGCGACUUCUAUUGUUUCCCCUUUACUUAUUUUUUUGGGGCUCUCUUGGAUAAGUUUCAUUGCUUCCAUUUUGAACAAAUCAACCCAACUUAAUACAUUCGUUUCGUUUUUUAAGUAUAGUUAAGUAUUUAAAUGCAGGAGGAAUAAAGGUUUUAUUUUUGUCUCCCAUUGCAUAAACCAUACUAUUCUUCUUUAUGAUAAUAUCGUCCUACCUACAGAAAUUAUUAGUGAUAUAUGAAACUGCAGGCUGUAGACCAAUUUGGGGCAGUAGGGGCAUUUAUAAAAGGAAAAACUUAUGUCUUCUAUAGUAUCCAGAGAGUUCAUGGGUAUGAUUACUGUAAAAUAUCGAUAACCGGCGGCAUAGAUGUGCCCAUCAUAUAUCAAAAACAACAUUUAUUCAUUUUUCCUAUCCCAUCACACCGCUCCAAUCAUGUUGGCCAACCUCCACGAUCCACUGCUUCCCAUUGAUUGCAGCUCUCCCUGCGUUUGUGAGUGUGACUGUGUCCACGACUGCGGCUGAGAACUUAACAUAUCCGCAAUCCUCCUCUCAAUAUUCCGCUCCGCCUGUACAAGCCCGUCAAUAACAUCCCUGUCCCUAUCACGCCCGCCUCUCCCCUUCCCCCGCCCUUUCUCA
This is a messenger RNA of Blastomyces dermatitidis ER-3, 2737 nucleotides long. RefSeq names its product translation initiation factor 5. The transcript has 4 exons. Gene Ontology annotation, cellular component: cytosol. NCBI's taxonomy places the organism in Eukaryota, Fungi, Ascomycota, Eurotiomycetes, Onygenales, Ajellomycetaceae. Gene Ontology annotation, biological process: formation of translation preinitiation complex; formation of cytoplasmic translation initiation complex; translational initiation. The coding region runs from base 616 to 1905 and encodes 429 amino acids. Gene Ontology annotation, molecular function: GDP-dissociation inhibitor activity; eukaryotic initiation factor eIF2 binding; translation initiation factor activity. The record is from RefSeq and is a predicted model, not a curated record.